Molecule: messenger RNA, 1619 nt
Organism: Phacochoerus africanus (Common warthog)
Lineage: Eukaryota; Metazoa; Chordata; Mammalia; Artiodactyla; Suidae
Product: exonuclease 3'-5' domain-containing protein 2-like
Exons: 2
Coding region: 24-551 (175 amino acids)
Molecular function (GO): nucleic acid binding
Source: RefSeq, a predicted model, not a curated record
UCCUAGUGGAUCCGGGUGGGUGCAUGCAGGUGGCCAAAGAGGUUCCAGUGCUUCAGCGUGAGGUGCCGCAGGUGUUCCAGUCGAGUCCGGGGCCGCAGAUUGUGGGAUUAGUGAUAUGCUUUCCUUCAACAGCAGAAAAGUUGAAGAUGUCUAAACAUUUAGUGGCUUUGACUGUGACCACCCUUCUUGGCGUGGCUGUUGGGGGGUUUGUCCUGUGGAAAGGCAUCCAGCGCCGGAGGAAUAAAACGAGCCAUGUGACCCGGCAGCAGCUGCCACCACCGCCACAGCCAAAAGCGCCAGGCAGGGGGGAGCUGCCCGCCCCAGAAGAGGAUCAGCCCCACUCGAGUGCCCCCAGAGCCUCAUGGGAAGAAAGGAUCCUUAAAGCAAAGGUGGUGACUGUGUCUCAGGAGGAGGAAUGGGAUCAAAUCGAGCCUUUGCUUAGGAGGGAGUUAAAAGAUUUUCCAGUACUUGGAAUCGACUGUGAGUGGGUAAGUGAAAAAGCAAAAAUAAAACAAAUCUUUUCUGCUUUUCCAGCUAGGGACCUUGACUAGUCAAAUAGAGGAUAGAUUAAAGGAGAAGUAGCUUGUUCUCAGCUUACUUGUAAAUAGAUUUUAGCAGAAGGAGAAGCAGCUUCUCAGGAUAGGAGAGUGCUUAUAAUCAUGGAUUCUGGGGUCAGAACUCUAUCAGUCCAUGUUCACCACUUCCAUUCUGAUCUCGGAGAGACAGCAGUGACUGAUGGCUUGAAGCGAGAUCUUAAUUCUCUGCUCAGGAAUUGAACCUGGGCAGCCUGAGUGAAGACCAGGAAUCCUAGCCCCUAGACCAGCUAGAGACUGAAAGCAGAAUUGCCCUGAUUCUUGCCCCCAUUGAAAGCAAGAAUGUUUCAAGAAAGCAAAGACUGUGAAAACAGGUACAAAGUUUCUUAGAAACACAGUACAGCGUGUGGGAGAGCACACAGGGCAGUAGUCUGCUUAUCUGAGGCAGAAGCACAGCAAUAAUACAUGCCCAAAGGAGGAGCAUGGGUGCAGGUGGGCAUCUGAGGAGACCACCUGAGAGGUGAUUUAAACCACUUAAUAUGGUGCAGUUUUUCCGGGGUCUUUGUUUUCCUUUGGCCAGUUAUUUUGUUUUAUUUUUCACACCUGACCAGACCCAGGGCCCUCCCAGAUCUGCAUGCACAUCUUUUGGCCAAAGCAAGGCAAGAUUUAUUGUGGUUUGGCACCCCCUCCCUUUCUGACCCAGAGUGGUCUCUCUGCGCAUGUGUAGUUGGAGUCUCCCUGACCCCAUAGAUGGAAAGUAUGUGACCUCUUGGUCCUUGGUCCAAGUAGGGCUCAGUCCCCUCUUUUAAUCCUGUCAUUACCACUGUUUACAACUCGAAGAAGACAAAGUACCAAUUAUUUGCCUUGUGCCUGUCCUUAUUUGUAUCUUGAAGUCAGGUGGCUGGUUAUAAAUGUCUGUCCUGGAGCCCACCUAUCUCCUGCCUCAAUUCUGUGAACUUGGACAAGCUGCUUAACCUCUUUGAGCCUCAGUGUACUUAUCUGUAGUAGGGAUGUAAUGGUAUUUGCUGGCCAGGCCUUUUUUAGGAUUCAAAUAGAUAGUCCGUGUAUACAGGCUUCAACACAAUU